This is a messenger RNA of Temnothorax curvispinosus, 1338 nucleotides long. RefSeq names its product cytochrome P450 3A19-like. The annotation marks the transcript as partial. Gene Ontology annotation, molecular function: oxidoreductase activity, acting on paired donors, with incorporation or reduction of molecular oxygen; iron ion binding; heme binding. NCBI's taxonomy places the organism in Eukaryota, Metazoa, Arthropoda, Insecta, Hymenoptera, Formicidae. The transcript has a single exon. The record is from RefSeq and is a predicted model, not a curated record.
UGGAACAACAUUAUUUUCACCCUCGUGUUUUUUAUGCCAUUAUUAGGUAAAAUCUUCCAUGUGAGAUUCUUACCAAAGAAGGCCGAUAAUUUUUUUAGAACGAUAAUUGCGGAUAUUAUGGAGCAAAGAAGAAGGGAAGAGACUCGUAGAAACGAUUUUCUUCAGUUGAUGGCCGAUCUGGAACGGACAGAGGGUGAUAAAUUUGACCUGGAAAUGAUCACGUCUCACGCGCUGUCGUUCUUCAUCGAUGGCUACGAGACUUCCAGCACUGUUUUAAGCUUCAUCGGCUUCAAUUUGGCCACUCAUCCAGAAGUGCAGGAGAAAUUACGCGACGAGGUGGUGUCUGUGCUUAACAAAUACGAUGGUGUGAUCACUUACGACGCCUUGAAAGAUAUGACGUACAUGGAUCAGGUAUUAAGCGAAUCACAGAGACUCCUACCCGCUUUGGGAUUCCUGGACAAGGUUUGCACGCAGGAUACCGAUUUGAGAGGAUCCGACGGACUCGUUUGUCACGUGCCACGUGGCAUGCAUAUCAUGAUAUCAGUCAACGGCUUGCAGGAAGACUCCCGAUACUGGGAGAAUCCUACAGUGUUCGAUCCCGAUAGAUUUGGUCCGGAGAAAAAACAUAGCAUCGAGAGAUUUGCUUAUCUUCCCUUCGGCGAGGGGCCGCGAAUGUGCGUGGGAAUGAGAAUGGCUCAGUUGCAGAUGAAAGCAUGUUUGGCCACGCUCCUGAGGAAGUACAGACUAGAGCUUUCCCCGAAGACACAAGUACCAUUAAAGAUGACGGCUUCGACCUUCCUGUCCGCUCCGGAGGGUGGCCUUUGGGCCAUUAUCCGACCGAUUUAACUACGAUAUCUAAAAAAAAUUUUUUAAAUAGAUUUUUUCUUUGUUUUGUUUACUUUUUUUUUACAAUUAUGGAUUUUUUAAAUGUUAGUUUCUGUAAGAUUAAUGUUUUUAAUACUACAUUUCUCUAUUGGUUUUAAAUGAUACUUUAAUAUGAGUUGUAUUUAAAAGCUGACCUAACUUAAUAAACGUUAAGAAAAUUUUUCAUUUAUUCGAGGAAUUAUAAACAUUAGUCUUUUAUUUUUUAAUUGUAUAGGUAUAUCAGACCUAAUUUUUGUUGUUAUCUCGUUUCAAGUUGUACUGUGAAGAAAUUCUGAAUUAAUGUGUUUAAAAUUAUUUUUUAUGUUUAGAUUAGAUAUUAUUAUAAUAAAAGAGAUAAUGUUUUGAGAUACUAUCAUGUUGAUAUAACACUUAAAUUGCGCAUGAUUUUGCGGUGCAAGUUAUCAGUCAUGCAUGACUCGUCAGUGUUGCGAUAUUAAAACGAAUACAAAAAGA